AUGGACUUCGAGUUUACCCUCGAAGUCGACCACCGAAAGAGAAGGAGGAAUCGAGCAACACAGUCCUGCCUCAACUGCCACACGUCGAAAAGAAAGUGCGAUAGGAAACGACCUUGUCAGAGAUGCAUUCAAUUGGGCUUGACGGGCCUCUGUGUCUACGAGAUUGAUGAUCCCGCCCUGAGGGAUGAUCCUUCAUUAGAUGAAGCGACCAGGCUACGUAAUCGGAUCGCCGAACUCGAAAGUCUGGUCAGGGAACUUCGC
Gloeophyllum trabeum ATCC 11539 is the source of this 261-nucleotide messenger RNA. RefSeq lists its product as uncharacterized. Lineage: Eukaryota; Fungi; Basidiomycota; Agaricomycetes; Gloeophyllales; Gloeophyllaceae. The transcript is spliced from 3 exons. Gene Ontology annotation, molecular function: DNA-binding transcription activator activity, RNA polymerase II-specific; zinc ion binding; RNA polymerase II cis-regulatory region sequence-specific DNA binding. The record is from RefSeq and is a predicted model, not a curated record. The annotation marks the transcript as partial. Gene Ontology annotation, biological process: regulation of transcription by RNA polymerase II. Gene Ontology annotation, cellular component: nucleus.